Messenger RNA from Endocarpon pusillum Z07020, 3813 nucleotides. RefSeq lists its product as uncharacterized. The transcript is spliced from 3 exons. The record is from RefSeq and is a predicted model, not a curated record. Lineage: Eukaryota; Fungi; Ascomycota; Eurotiomycetes; Verrucariales; Verrucariaceae. The coding region runs from base 1 to 3813 and encodes 1270 amino acids.
AUGAGUAUCACAACUGUACACCUUCAUCAUUCUCCCUCAGAUGUCCCAUUUAUUCGCAGCCCUCCCUCUGAAGGAUCACAGUCGGAAGCCAAAGAAGCUCGUGCCCAGGUAAGAUGUAUGAAUCACCAUGUUGUCGGCAAGAAAUGGCGACCGUGGACCUUACAUCCAGUCACUCUUUUGUCAACCGCAUUGUUUACUCUCGGGAUUAUUGGCAUUUUGGAGUUUCUCCAGCGAUAUAGUGACGCAAACCAUGGGAUCAUCUUCGCAACUAAGAGGGAUGCGUUCUCCACUGGGUGGAACUUUCUGUUCCUGACUUUUCCUACCUUGCUCGCUGUUGUGUACUCAACAUGGUGGAGCUGGAUCGAUCUUGAUGUCAAAAGGCUGCAGCCAUGGUUUGAGUUGAUUGGCAACAGGACAAAGAAAGCCUGCUGCUCACUCGUAUUGGAAUAUCCGGUUGAGUUUCUUGCAUGGGUACCAAUUAGGGCCGCGAAAAGGAGGCAAUGGGCUGUCGUAUCUGCGUCACUUACCAUGGUCCUCGUGCUCUGGGUGGUGACUCCCCUCCAAAGCGGCAUCUUCAACAUAGGCCCAGUCACCACAACUCAGAAUGUCUUUGUCUCACCACCAGCUCGCCUACUACCUCCAUCACUGCAGUCCCGGUCCUUGGAUGGUAGUCUUCUCAACACAGCAUACGGUGUGACAUGGCUUGGGCAGCAGCUACCGCCAUUCACUCAGCCAGAAUUCGCCCUUACUCCCUUCUCCUGGCGUGAGCCCCGGACACAAGGCGGCAAUGUGACACUGGUCGCGAACACCACGCUGUAUCGUGCGGAUUUGGACUGUUUUGCUCCGGCCUCUGUUUUCUCUCCACCAAAGGCGGUUUCUGGGACUUUGGUGGUCGAUGAUGGCGAGGGUUGCAAUGAAACGACGAGGGCCAACAACCAGAAUGGCUUCGUGACAUUGCUGUGUAAAAAAUACUUCAUUGUGUGGCAAUAUCCGCGGGCCUCAACCAACGAAUCCCAUCCGAAAUUCACUGCCAGAUUCUGUACGACAAGAUACUAUUCACAGCCUGUGCAAGCAAAUGUGUCCAUCCCCGACGCAAGGGUCCUAGAAACCAUACCCCAGGGGCCAGAAACUGCCGUCCCUGACGAUGUUUUCAAUGCUACUCUUUUCGAGCUUGUUGUUACGAAAGGCUCCCCGCCAAACCCGCCCGGCUUUCCGACAAACUUCACAUCUCUACAAGAAAAGGUGCCGCGCCCAUUUGACGUGUCCGAAAUCACUAUGUUAAACCACGACUUCCGAGAGCGACAACGUGGGUAUCCACCACUGGCUUCUAUCCUGGCGGAUAUCGCAAUUGGCAGCCACAAUCUGACUUUCGAUCGCUUUGUCACCGAUACUGGAGCAAUUGACGCUGCCUCUCGUAACGCUCAGCAAUUGCUUUUUGCCCUUGCUAUUAGCAUGAUGGCGGACGGUGAAGGAGAAGCUGGAAGUACUCAUCCUGCUGUUAUUACCUCUUCGCUUCAAGCCAUACAGUUGGUCCGAGGUAUUACAUAUUCUGUCCAGGCAGUUCUUGGGAUGGUCGUCUUGCUAAAUGUCCUCCUUGCGGGCUGGUAUUACAAAAAGUUCUUGCCAUUCGGAUCUGGUCCAAACUCCAUCGCGUUUCUGGUCGCCCUUGCAUCACGCCAUAACUUCCUCGAAUACUUCAAGCCCUUGGACAGAGAACCAGACUUAGUAUCACGUCUAAGAUGCCGGCAAGCUACACUGCAAAAUCACGGUGGAUAUCUGUCGUUAUCGCUAGAUUCUGUGGACGAACAAGAUGCCGUGCAGGGAUCGACUAAAGGGAGAGGACUUAUCAAAGACAGGGCUCGAACGCAGGAGCAGGUCCACUUAAAUUAUGUGUGGCCAAGGGAGCUUAAGCUCUCAACUGGCUUUGGCUUUUUGUUGGUGCUGUGCCUUGCCUUAGCAGCGUUGAUCUUCUUGGAGACAUGGACGCGUGCCAACAAGGGACUCGCACUCCCGUCCAAUAGGAUCAUUACCCAGCAGAUCGUUCUUAAUUACUUACCUACAAUCUUUGGCACUCUUAUCGAGCCAUUUCUCGUUGUUGUGUGCCGUUACCUCUGCUUCCUCCAGCCAUUUGAAGACCUCCGAAACGGAUCCGCAAAAGCGUCUCGGACCCUUCUGCAGAAAUAUACCUCCUUGCCUCCCCAACUCACUGCUGGCGCGGCCAUUCGGCAUGGACACUUUCGGCUCGCAAGCUUAAGCUUUACCACCAUCCUAGCAAAUAUUCUAACCAUAGCUUUAAGCGGUGUCUUUGUCAUUCGGGAAACCGUAAUACCUGUAGAGUUUGAAGCAGUCCAGGUUCACUCCCCCAGACUCAAUCGUUCCAUCGUUGACUCCCUGGGAAGCGUUGAAUUCGGCGUCGCAAGCGGCAACGGGGAACCUAUUCAGCUCUUACUAUCAAACGUUACGGCAGGCACUUCCUUGCCACCCUGGACAACGAAUGAUCGAUACUACCUCCCACUCAAUAUCACAGGUGCUCAGAAUGAUUCGUCGAACUACAACUUGUCCACUUUGGGAUUCGAGGGCACCACCGAUUGUACUGCUCUCACGGAGUCCUCAAGCAAUUACACUUAUGACUUCUCGCUCAAUUCGGACGCAACACAGAUAAGAUUUCAGACAAGGGAGACUUUACCCAAUGGCACAGAGGUUCAAUGCUUUCCCCCAAUGGGAAUGGCCGACGGGACUGUGACGUUCUCUGAUGGCAAUCACCCUACCACCCAAAUCUUCGCGUCUGGAAAUUCUGCGGGCCGAAAUGCAAUUGACACUUUCAUGACGCCAAUCCCAGGUUUUAGCAUUGUCGAAUACAAGAAUCGAUUUGGAUGUGCAGACCGCUUUGUAGGCUUCUGGGUGAGGGCAAACAUCACGUUACACGACAAGCUCUCAAUUGUCAACGGGCCCGCUCUCACUGAGAACCUUGGUUACACCACUGGUCCCUCAGCAAACACGACAUCGGUUCAUCUUGAGAAACUGGUUCUUGGCUGCAAGUUCAGCACUUACUCCGCCGUUUACAACCUCACAGUUGACCCAAGCGGCCAAGUCUUGAACGCUGUGGAAUUGCCCAAUUCAACCUUUGCAAUGGAUGAUUCAAUCGCAGAUGUCUUCCGAGUGUUGAAGCGUGCUCUAGAUUAUCCUGGCGACUCGAUCACGUGGCAUAAUGAUACUCGUGCAAGAGAUUGGGUGUCCUUUUUCAUUUCAAAGAUUGCUCAAUCCGAUUCUCUUCUUAACCCUGCUGACCCCUUGCCGGACGCCACUGAGCUUGGCUAUCAAGUUAGCGAUGUCAUCAGACGUCUAUUUGCUUUGACAUUAGCAGUCAACAGCGACGCCUUUCUGAAGUUGUCUGAGCCUCUCCAGGUCGAAGGCCACAAACUUCUUGUUGUUAACCGCGUAUUCCUCUCGGGUACAAUGUACAAGAUUGCAGUCGUCGUCCUUUGCAUCGAUAUCGUCGUUAUUCUGAACAUCUAUCUGCGGAUACCGAAGCCGUUCUUGCCCCGGAUGCCCACCAGCAUAGCCAAUAACGUCGCAUUCUUCGCAGCCAGCCAGUUCGCUCAGGAGCUUGGAGAGGACACGGAGACAUCUCUGCCGCCGGAAGAAAUCGUGCGCCGGCUGCAGAAGAGUGAUAAGAGAUUUGGCUUUGGGAAGUUUGUGGGCACGGACGGUGCCGUCCAUGUGGGCAUUGAGAGGGAACCGUUGGUGCAUUCCCUGGGGAACCUUCCAACGACAACAAGGCGCCGCUUGAGAUGGAAAUCAGGGCAAGUGUGA